AUUAAGACAGCUAUACCUUCCAAGCACCUAACAUACGUACGGAUGACUAGCCACUUCUUAUUAAAAAUUUUACAACCUAUACAGUUAACGUAGGGAGGGAUAUGAAUCAUUGCACGCAUGCCAUCCACUUCACAACAUUGCAACCGAUAAUUUCCAAGCGAGUAUACUUUUCAACUUUUUUAAAACAAGUUCUACCGACUAGGCGAAUCGAUUAAUUGAACAAACGCCUAAAAAACACGCGCAAGCGUUGCACUGCUCCAUGCAUCUCUCACUGACGCGCAGCUGCAUUCGAAUAACAACUUCACUCCGCGAUGCCGAACGAAGCAGCGGUGAUAGAAGCUGAUAGCAACAGCAACAGUGACUACAGUCUACAAUUGAAUCGCUGGUUCUUGAAACCGAUCGGUGCAUGGCCCUCGUCUCCUUCCACCACAAAACUCGAGAAGAUUCUUUCGUUUCUUUUAAACAUCAUUUGCUUCGGCACCGUAACUGUCACUGUGAUUCCUAGUUUACUACUAAUAAUUCUAGAAGAUGAGAGUAUAAAUUUCAAAUUGAAGGCACUGGGUUUCGUGAGCCAUUGGAUCGUCAGCAGCCUUAAUUAUACAGCUUUGUUGUUGCAUAGCAAAGACAUACGACAGUGCAUAGAACACAUGGAAACUGACUGGCGAACGUUAAUCAGAGAGGAGGAUCAACACGUGAUGCUGAAAAACGCGAAAUUCGGUCGCUAUGUAGCGGCUUUUUGCGCCAUUUUUAUGCAGGGUAGCGUUUUGUGCUUUUGUUUCGUGACAGCGUUAAAUACAUUCGAGAUUCAAAUUGGAAACGAGACGAGAGUUUUACACGUGUUACCUUGUGCAGUAUACAAGAAGCUAGUAAACGUCGAUGAAAGUUCAAGGAACCAGAUCAUGCUUUUCUUGCAAGUUUUGUCUGCAAUUAUUGCAAAUUCUAGUACGAUUGGGAUUUUUAGUCUUGCAGCAGUCCUAGCUGCUCACGCGUGUGGUCAGCUAAACGUUGUUAUGUUAUGGAUCAAUGAAUUUGUUAAUGAGGCUAGGGGAGAGAAGACUAGUUCUAUUCAAAUUGGAGCAAUCGUGGAACGACACCUGAGGACAUUGAAUUUUAUAUCGUAUAUCGAGAAUGUGAUGAAUAAAAUAUGUCUUUUGGAAAUGCUAAGAUGCACAAUGGAUAUAUGUGUAACUGGCUAUUACAUUUUAUCAUGCAAGAAAAUUGGCGAAGUCGUUUACAUGACGAACUGGUAUUACUUACCCGGUAAAACAAUCCUCGACUUGAUUAUGGUCAUCGCACGUUCAAAUGUGGUCGUUCAAAUCACUGCAGGAAAAUUAGUUCAUAUGUCGGUUUAUACAUUUGGUAGUGUUUUGAAGACUGGUUUUGCAUACUUGAAUCUGUUGCAGCAAAUGAUUUAA
Messenger RNA from Bombus terrestris (buff-tailed bumblebee), 1415 nucleotides. RefSeq lists its product as uncharacterized. Gene Ontology annotation, molecular function: olfactory receptor activity; odorant binding. The coding region runs from base 312 to 1415 and encodes 367 amino acids. Gene Ontology annotation, biological process: sensory perception of smell; detection of chemical stimulus involved in sensory perception of smell. The transcript is spliced from 4 exons. NCBI's taxonomy places the organism in Eukaryota, Metazoa, Arthropoda, Insecta, Hymenoptera, Apidae. Gene Ontology annotation, cellular component: plasma membrane. The record is from RefSeq and is a predicted model, not a curated record.